AUGGAGCAAGAAAGGAGAAGGAGAGAAUACCAGGAAAUGGAUGAUCAGAGGAGAAGAGAAAACCAGAGAAAGGAGGAGGAGCAAAGAAGCCAGAGAUUUUGGGAACCCUCCUGGAAAAGGGAACAGACUAGACCAGGGUUACUUCUUUCACCUGUUAAGGAAGAGGGAAGUGCCAAGGAAGAGAACAGGAAAAGGGAAGCAAAGAAGCAGGAAAGGUCCAACAACACAACGGAAUUGCCUGCGUACAAUGAGAGGGAAAUAAAGUGGAAAGAGGACACAGGAAAAAUAGAUGACGUGGAACCAGAACUCUCAAGGAAUAGAUACAAUAGUGUAUACAGUAAGAGAGAACAGUCGGGAAGAAAGACGAAAAGUGGUGCCAAAGAAGAGGACAAAACAGAACAGGAAUCGAAUAAGAAAGAGGACGAAGUGGAAGAGGGAGCAACGACCCUGAAUAGCAGUAAAAAUGGGAGUAGAACUGAGUCGGAACCUAAACGAGGAGAAAGUAACGAGGCUAGAGAGGUAAGACCUGGCUCUAGGGGAUCCGAAAAAAAAGGGAAGGUGGCCUUCUAUAAGCCAGACCAUACCAGAAUGUCAGAAGAAGAGGAACACUUCCUCAAUUGCACAUCAAAGACUGUGUACAGUAGAGAUAUUCCAGAAGAGAAAGUUAGGAUGACAGAGGUGUCAGAAGGCUGUCUUAAAGGCAGUUUCUACAAAUGGGAAGAAACACUUGCGUCCAAAGAGGAAGAGGAAUUUAUUGCGAAUCUGGCAGACGAAUCGGACGAUGAUGGAUACACUAUGAACAGUGUAUCGAUGGGAUCGAGAAGACUGAGAUUAGAGGAAGAUUUAACAUUUGAAGGAUCUAUAGACGAGUUUGUGGCAGGAGAACCGAGGGCGCAUUCAUCAAAGAAACUUUUCAAAGAAAAUUUGAGAUUGAGGGGAGGAUCAGACCGCCCUUCGNAGGGAGGAUCAGACCGCCCUGCGAUCGGACGCGGAAACGAUGAGGAGAAUGACCCAGACCUAAGCACAGACACGGAGUCAAUAGGGAUGACGAACAAAAGGAGGAAGCAAGACAGGGAUGAAGCUGAGAACACGAUGAGGCAAAACGGAAUAGCCAAAGAUGUUCUAGGGCAGUUUGAAUCUAUACUAAAAACGGAGACGAGAGCAAAAAAGAUAAAAGUGGACACACUAAAUGCGCUGAAUACGGUUAAAUUGGACAUGGACGGGCUCAUCAGUUACAUGACGCUGGAAAAUGCGAUGCUGCUGGGCCGAUUGCAACAAGCAAGGGAGACAGAGGAAAUGCAUAUGCAACAGAUUGAGGAACUAAAACAGAAACUUGCGGAGGGUGGGAGGAAAAGAGUGGCCUUCCACCCUGAACCAAUAGCAGCGGGAAGGAGUCCGGAUACACUCCGGACAUGGCAUUCAGGGUGGAUACAUCAGCUGGAACCACGCUGA
Molecule: messenger RNA, 1452 nt
Organism: Daktulosphaira vitifoliae (grape phylloxera)
Lineage: Eukaryota; Metazoa; Arthropoda; Insecta; Hemiptera; Phylloxeridae
Product: trichohyalin-like
Exons: 2
Coding region: 1-1452 (483 amino acids)
Source: RefSeq, a predicted model, not a curated record